AAAUCAAAUAAAACAAAAUGGCUGUUUGUGUCUUACGGUUGCACUCUUUCAAUUUCAAUCAAAGACAUUGAAAUCUUACUUAUUAAAUUUAUGAUUUCAAACUUACAUUUAGGCAUUUAACAAUAGAAAUGGCAGAUAGUGUCCAAAUAUUAAGACGUAAUCGUCCUGGUUCGAAAGCCAAGGACUUUUGCCGAUGGCCUGACGAACCAUUUGAAGAAAUGGAUAGUACUUUGGCUGUACCUCAAUUCAUCCAACAAACUAUACGUCGUGAUCCAUCUAAUCUUGAAGCUAUUUUGAAAAUGCCUGAAGCUCAAGAUGAGGGUGUUUGGAAAUAUGAACAUCUACGGCAAUUUUGCAUGGAACUCAAUGGGCUCGCAGUUAGACUACAGAGUGAAUGUAAACCAGAGACUUGCACUCAAAUGACUGCUACAGAACAAUGGAUUUUCUUAUGUGCAGCUCAUAAGACUCCUAAGGAAUGUCCAGCUAUUGACUAUACCAGACACACUCUUGAUGGUGCUGCUUGCUUACUGAAUAGUAACAAGUAUUUUCCAAGCAGAGUAAGCAUCAAGGAAUCUUCUGUUGCUAAGUUGGGCUCUGUAUGUAGAAGAGUAUACAGGAUAUUCUCUCAUGCAUAUUUCCAUCACCGAGCAAUCUUUGAUUCCUUUGAGAAGGAAACUCAUUUAUGCAAAAGAUUUACAUACUUUGUGACAAAAUACUCCAUUAUUUCAAAGGAAAUAUUGAUUUUACCAAAACUUGAUGACGAGACUCCACUGACACAACCUGUGGGUGAAUCAGAAGCCUGAGGGUUAAAGAAGUAAUUUAUUUUACGAUUUCCAUAUGUUUAUAUUGUGGCAUUUAUUAAAAUUACACUUGUAUAAAAUAUUAAUAAUAAAUAUUGGAAAUGUUUAA
Amyelois transitella is the source of this 909-nucleotide messenger RNA. It is a transcript of the gene Mob4, whose product is annotated as MOB kinase activator-like 4. The transcript has 4 exons. Bases 129 to 803 code for a protein of 224 amino acids. The record is from RefSeq and is a predicted model, not a curated record. Gene Ontology annotation, cellular component: cytoplasm. Lineage: Eukaryota; Metazoa; Arthropoda; Insecta; Lepidoptera; Pyralidae.